Saccostrea echinata is the source of this 729-nucleotide messenger RNA. RefSeq lists its product as uncharacterized. Gene Ontology annotation, molecular function: nucleic acid binding. NCBI's taxonomy places the organism in Eukaryota, Metazoa, Mollusca, Bivalvia, Ostreida, Ostreidae. Bases 1 to 729 code for a protein of 242 amino acids. The record is from RefSeq and is a predicted model, not a curated record. The transcript is spliced from 4 exons.
AUGAGGAGAAACGAAAUCAGACGCAUUGUUGAGCUUGGGGUUCUUGCAGACGGUCUUAACUGUUGUCAGUUGUGCGGACAGCCACUACAAUUGUCAAAUUGUGUAGGGGAACAAAAAUUCGGGCUUGAACAUAUAUUGAUUAUCAAAUGCAAAUUUACAGACUGUGGACUGGUGAACGAAGUGGCAACAAGAAGCAAACACCAGACUUCAAAUGGCAGAAGUGCAUGGGAUGUUAUUACUAAACUAGCAACAGGAAUGAUAAACGGAGGAUUUGAUGAAACACAUGUGAAUUCACUCCUAGGUGCUUUAAACAUCCCCAGUGUUUCACAGAAGACUCUGAAGCAUAGGGAAAGAGAGGAUGGACAACAACUUGGACAGAUUGUAAUUGUUAUGAGUGAAAGGAGUUUGGCAGUUAGCUUUGAUGGUGCUUGGCAGAACCGGGAUACUGGGAGAGCUUAUAAUACUCUUACAGAACGAACAUCAGAUAUUGUUCAAAUUGCCGCUAUUUGUGGUGACCAAUCCAUCAACAUUCAUAUGAAUCCAAGCAAAAGAAUUUCUGAAGGUGCUUCCCAAGUAACAGGAUUGACAUUUGAAGGUGGAAUUCUGAAGCGUCAUGGACAUCUUGUCAAAUCGGUCAGUGCUGAAGAGGGUCUGAGGUGUUUUACCCAGUUUGUUGCAUCAUCUGCUAAACCAUUUUUGAUUGGACAAAAUUUUGAUGUACCAGUUUAG